UCCGUCAUGUGAGAGGAAAAAUAUCAACAUCACUGCGCGCUGCACCGUGAAACGGACAAAUUACCACUGAAAUGUCGUUUUUCUUUGUGUAAAAAUGACGGAAAUGUUCUAGCACUGACUUCUCAGAGUAAAACUUUAUGCUAGAUGUUUAUUUUUCCAGCUGCCACAGCACAGGAUGGCUGUCUCCCAAAAUGGUCAGUCCUCUCUGGUACAGAGUUUGGCUACACUCCUCCGAAAUGAUGGUGACUUGGUGCUGGACGGCAGCAGCACUCUGACAUUACCAGCGACCACAUUACAGCAGCUCACCAGGCUGUUCGAACAGUACCUACUGUCCAGGAGUCAGCAGCACGGCUUCCUCGCACUGCCCUCCCACCCUGCAGACACCGCCUCGCUGCUACAGCUGCAGUUUCUGUUCGACGUCCUGCAGAAGACAAUCUCACUCAAGCUCAUCAACCCUCCAGGGGAAAGACUUCAAUCUGUGGUGAAAAUUUUCCCCUUCAAGUCCUUAAAAUGUUUGGAGCUGAAAAGAGUCCCUCCUCACUGCUUGGAGGGACUGAGAGGAGUUUACUCCCAGUUGGAGGUCUUCACGUGUUCAAAGAGCCUCAGCUCUUUAGAGGAGCUGCUGUCUUUGUGUGGAGGCGACCUGAGCUCUGCACUGCCUUGGCUGGAACUGCACACCCUUAACUUUAGCUACAACUCUAUCGUCUGCCUUGACCAGUCACUAAGUUUACUGAAUGUCCUGAAGUCUUUAGAUUUAAGCCAUAACAAGAUUCAGGAGUGUGCUGAAUUUCUAAAGCCCUUGAGCGAACUGGAGCACUUAAACCUGGGCUACAACUGCCUGCAGAGGGCGCCAACGCUCGGCUUGAGCACCAGGGCCAAACUGCUGACACUCAACCUCAGGAAUAAUGAGCUGGAGACUAUAAACGGUGUGGAGCAGUUAUCUUCACUCCAGCACUUAGACCUGGCCUACAACCUGCUGCUGGAGCACUCCCAGCUGGCUCCCCUCUCCUUGCUGCACAGCCUCGCCACACUGAACUUGGAGGGCAACCCGCUUCACUUCCAGAAAUCGCACCGCAGCUGCACCGUCCGGCACCUCUCCCCAAAGGCUGCAAACCUGAAAUUCAAACUUGAUGGUAUUCCACUGUCUUCAUCUGAAAUAUCUGUUCUGCCAAAACAAGGCCAAAUGAUCGUCCAGGUGCAGCCAUCACCAACAGUCAUAAGACAACCUGAGCGGAUCAACCAGGACGCAUCGAGUGGUGCUGGAGAGCUCAGUGACAGCAUGUCGGUGGGAGAAGUGGGAGUGUCCCGCAUGCGGAAGAAGAAAUCAAGAAGUAAAGUGAAAGUGCGGAGAGCGAGCAUAUCUGAGCCUAGUGACACCGAUUAUGAGUCCAAGCCACGAUCGUCCACACAGGACAUCGUCCUCCCCCACCAGCAGGACAUCGAGCGCAUGUCCAGCUUCAGAGACCAGAUGGGUGAGGAUUGGUUGAGGUACCAGCACCAUCUCGAUGGCGCUCCCCCCUCCAAUGACACCAACCAGCCCCUCCAAAACGGCCUCAGUGCCAGCAACGGGCACCAGCCGUCUCCAUUGUCCAUGGAAGUCCCAGAGGUCCUCCCCCCUCCGCUGCUCUCUUCAGAGCCCAAGCUGGAAACGUCAGACCCGGACGCAGACCUGGAGACAGAGUCCACGCUGCAGUGGGUGGGGCAUAGCUCGCGGCCCACAGAGUCCACGCUGGAGGACAGCACAGUGGACGGCCAGGUGAACCAGGAAGCAGCACAUGAGCCGAGUGUAGAGUCUCAAAGGUCAGUGAGGAGGGAGAGUAGAGACACCAAAGAAGAAGAAGAGGAGGAAGAUCUAGGAGUGGACCUGUGUCACCCUCUGCUUGUGGGCGUCUUAUCUGACAAAGAGGAAGACGACGUGGCAGACAACGGAGAGAAGAAGAGGAGGAGGAGGGAGGUGUUCCUGUGUGUCAAACAAGGCCUGAUGUUGGAGGUGGACAUGCAGCGAGGACAGGAGAGGUGUCGGCUGGAGCUGGGCAGCUUGGCAAGGGUGGAGACGACGGAGGCCGCGUGGACAAGAGGGGAAAAAGAAGAGAUGCUUCCAGCUGUAGAGCUUCAGUUCGACUACAUCAGCAGUGAGAAGAGGAGGAGAUGCUACGUCUUGCUGGAUGACGACCCACAGCAGGCCCUGCAGGCUCUGACCGAUGUGCUUUCUCACGUGGCGGAAGAAAACCAGCGGCGCGACUCUGAGCUACGCCCCAGCCGCAUCCAUCUGCAGUGCCUCCGCUGCAGGUCAGAGUUCAUGGCAGGGAGUGGCGAGGAGGAGGCGGGAGGGAGGGGCAAGGAUGAUGGCGAUGAAGGAAGCAGUAAUGUUUGUCCAGACUGUGGUAGCGAUCACAUAGUCCAGCUUGCCGCACAGUCCUCUCCCUACACAAGCACACCGAUCCGUCACACGUCAAGGCCGGACAGCGAAGACGAUCACCUUGAAAAAACCCAGAGCACACGCAGCAUCAAUAAGGAUGCUGACACGGACGCCAGCAUCAGCAGCAGUCCUUUACUUGAAUCUACGGCGAACACAGAGGAUCAAACUUUCGUCACCGCCCACGGAAGCACCUUCUACAUCGGGGACGAGCAGGGCGACGCCGCCAGCUCCAGCGUCUUCUACAACACUGAGUGCCAAAGUAAAGAGGAGCUGGCAGGGAGCUACCGCUACAACGCUGUUAGUGUUACACCACCUGAAGUCCAAGCACAACCUGCAGGGAGGUCGGAACUGAACGAUGGUUUGGACCUCCUCACUGAGGACUACAAGGCCGUGGAUCACCGGCUGCAGCUCUUCCUGGAUGUGGAGGUCUUUGAAGGAGAAGAGCACCUUCAUUCUUUUCUAAAGAUGUCAGCUGUCAAAUUUGGUGAACCAGGCGAGGUUCCCUCUCUGCUGGUGGUGUCAAACAAGAGGAUCUACUUCUUGGAAAUGAUGUCAGAAACACACAGAGGCCAGCUCUCUGAUUGGCUCCAGAAGCGAGACAGCCAUCCAAUCCUGGAGCUCAGUUUCCUGGAAGUGGGGUUGGGUUCACAGACGGUCCACAUGGAGUUCGAUGGGGGCGUGGCUUAUACUCUGCUGGUCAGAGACAGCCAGCGAUGCAAGCGUUUCUUUGGCUUGUUGACAGGAAUUGUUCGUGAAAUGGCCCAUGAUUCAGACAGCAAGCUCCAGUCCAUCUCCACCACCAGACUCAACCCUCAGCACCACCUCUGGCCGCUGGUGUGUGAAGACAUCCAGGCGGAUGUGGAGGACGGCCAGCUGCAGUUUUUCUACAUGCUGGCCUUCGUCCUGCAAGAGGAUAUUUGGACACCACUGACAGUCCUUGCAACCCGGGAAACCCUCUACCUCCUUAGAGAAGACCACCAGUGGGCUAAAAGCUCAAACGGCUCCACAGGAGACGCAAACAAGGAAGCAAGCAGCGGAGGCGUUACAGUUUUAGAGACACAGCCAAUCAGCUGUGUUAGCUCUGUCCACCUGUGGCCGACUGACGAGUGCAGGGUGGAUUUUCAGCUUUAUGAUGAGACGGUGAAACAGGAGAAGACAUGGUGUGUGCACUCAGAGAGCUCAGAGCUCCUCCAGGGUCUGCUGUCCUGGGUCAGGGCUCAGUGGGAGGCCAUGUUCGGAGUAAAACUGAACUGCAAAACAAAACAGCAUGACAGCUGAGUGCGCUUUAGAUGUUACAGACCCUCAUAUAGGGUCACCAAACACCUUUCCUCCCCAUUUUACAGUCCUAUGAUGUCUCUGCAAUGCAUCAUGGGAACACAAAAGGAUGCCACAAGUGCAAAUGUGCAGAUAAUAUUAACCAUACCACUUAUUUUUUAUCCUGGGAACAGGUGUUUAUUUUGCUAACGUGUAACACGGGUGUAUUUCUGGUCAUCUUUUUUAGGCGCUGUUGUCAUCUCCUAAGUCAGUGUUCUGAAGUAUAUCAGCUAAAUCUUUGUAUUUUUACAUUAACGUAGAUCAUUCUAUAAUCCGACACUUCUGUAGGCUCUAGGAUGUGAAUCAGUACAUGCUCCUUUCAUGUAAAGAUGCUGUAUAUGAAUCUAAAUUCAUUCUCCAUUCUGAUUAACUGUAACAAAUAUGAUGUAAUUUAUGUCUUUAUUAGCAUUUUUCAUAAUGGGUUAAUGCAAAAAAAGCUUUAUUUUUAUAUAAAUGUGAAAAAAGUUUUUAUGUAAAUAACUGAAUAUGAAAGUUGUGGGCAUUUGUGUUUUGGUUUCCUUAUGACAAAAGUAUUUGCACAUUUAUUUUUGUUUUUGAUUUUAAUAAAGUU
This is a messenger RNA of Cheilinus undulatus (humphead wrasse), 4304 nucleotides long. Its product is annotated as serine/threonine kinase 11 interacting protein. Lineage: Eukaryota; Metazoa; Chordata; Actinopteri; Labriformes; Labridae. The record is from RefSeq and is a predicted model, not a curated record. Bases 176 to 3697 code for a protein of 1173 amino acids. Gene Ontology annotation, cellular component: cytoplasm. Gene Ontology annotation, molecular function: protein binding. The transcript has 26 exons. Gene Ontology annotation, biological process: intracellular protein localization.